AUGUCAGGCGCCUUUCGCCCAGUAAAUUCUUCAUUACAGAACACCGAUGCGAAGACCGAUAUGACUUCCCCUACGACGCCUCGUCCGGCUGGUGCCCCGACUCUAGACCAGCCUAGGCACGUCGAGGAUGCUACCACCCCCACCAGAGCCUCCUUCAAAGCCUCUCUUUCCGCGCAAAAACCCCUCCCGUCGUCGCCUUUCCCACAGGCUGUCCAAGUCCCCAACUCCGCCCCGCCCGGCAGCCAGUUCCACGAAAGAGAGGGAUCUACGCAAGCGAAGAGCGAAGACAUCGAGAUGGAGGGCACAUCCUCGGGCCCUACUGACCCUUCGAUGGCCGGAACUGAAAGCAUCGAAGAGGAGCCAUGCUCUGACGAUGAAGAGAGCGUAAACGCAGAUGGCUCCAAGUCGGGCAAGAAGAAGAAAUCCCAGAGAUUGGACAACCUCCGUCAACAUGCCCAGACCGUACAUAUUAACGAAGACAUCCCCAUCGACUCUCUUGCUGCGACCGGCUCUAGGUACCAGCGACAAAUUCGCACCGACAGAGUCCGCCCGACGGGCCGCGCGAGGGCAUCGACCGCUGGUAGCGUUGGGGGUCCCAUCCGUGGACAUUCCAAGAGCCUAUCGACGUCAAGCAUCACGAGCAUGAGCUCCGUCGGUCGAAGGGACUCCAUCUCCACGACUGCCUCUACUACCGACGAUGCGUGGCGACGACGAACUUGGCAUCCGGAUUCGCGGAACUUCGUCCCUCCCACAAACACCCUCAACAGCGUCGCCAAUUCUGAUAACGCUCAGCUGAAUCCUCCCGCACCCAUGACAAAUGGACCGCCAAACCGCAACUCGAACAUUCGUCUCCCCGGCAUCGAGUCUUUCGAUAGCGUUGCUCACCCCGUGACCCCGCCCAGGCGACCUGCCUCGCCGAUGAUGGUUGAUGCCGAGAUGGUCAGCCCUCAGCAUCCGGAUGACGAAAGGAGGAAUCAUAGUCAAUGGGACAUGGGGCUUCAUCGUGGACUUACUCGCCUCGACAUUUCCAAACACAACACACCACCAAAUGAUAGUGCUGGCGCCUGGGCGAACGAGACCGAGCGCGCAAUGCAGGCACAGGCGGAGCAAGCUCGCGCCCAUCCCCCAACAGUCCGCUUCCAGGUUGAACCGCAACCCAUGGCGCCCUUGCCACCCCGCGCAGCCCCUCGAGGCUACCACCAACAUACUCUAUCGGCACCGUCCAUCACCACUGCCCGUGAGUCCAAACGACAUGGUUGGUACCAUGGCCCGAUGAACACUCAUAGCGAGGCUCCUGAACUUCAUGCCGAACCGCGGCAGCCAAGAGUCGAUCGUAUGGUUCACCCCAAUAUCGCAGCCUUCUCCGGGUUUCCUGCCCGUGAGCAUCCUCAACCAUCCCAGCAAAACCCCCAGCAAAACAAACCAGCCAGCCCAGAUUCCUUGAGGCGACUCGAGGCACUUGUAGCCGUUGCGACAAGUGAAGGCAAAACCGCUGCUGCUUAUUAA
Messenger RNA from Parascedosporium putredinis, 1506 nucleotides. The record is from the annotation of a GenBank genome assembly. Lineage: Eukaryota; Fungi; Ascomycota; Sordariomycetes; Microascales; Microascaceae.